AUGGCGGUGAGGCGGCGGCAGAGGCUCGGGCCGGGCGGCGGGCGAGCGCUGCUGGGCGCGCUGCUGCUGUGCGUGUGGUGGCGGGCGGCGGCCGAGCGGGUCCGCUACGCCAUCGCCGAGGAGCUGGGCAGAGGCUCGCUCGUGGGGCCGCUGGCGCGGGACCUGGGGCUCAGCGCGGACGAGCUGCCGGUCAGCUUCGAGGUGCUGGUGCACAACCCACUGAACAUUUUCCACGUCGAAGUGAACAUCCAAGACGUGAACGACAACGCGCCGCGCUUUCCUAAGGAUAACAUCCAAUUUGAAAUAAUUGAAUCUACAACUCCUGGCGCCCGAUUUGCCGUGGGUGUGGCCGAGGACUCAGACGUGGGCAGUAACUCUCUGCAGAGCUACGAGCUGGAGGCCAACGGGUACUUCGAGGUGGAGGUGAAGGACCGGCAAGAUGGCAGCAAAUUCGCGGAGCUGGUUUUGCGGCGCUCAUUGGACCGAGAGAGCGAGCCCAGCCUGCAUCUGGUGCUGACUGCGCUGGAUGGGGGAGACCCGCCCCGGUCUGGCACCGCCCAGCUCUGGAUCAACGUCACCGACGCCAAUGACAACCCGCCCGUGUUCGCGCAGGACCGGUAUCACGUCAGCCUGCGGGAGGACACUGCCCCGGGAUCGACGGUGCUGAACGUCUCUGCCUCCGAUGCUGACGCCGGCACCAACGCUCACAUCACCUAUGGAUUCGGGAAGACGCCGGCCAAAGUGCUUCAGAAGUUCCUAGUGGAAGCGGAGAGCGGGACGAUUACAUUGAAGGAGACAAUGGACUUCGAGGACACACGAGGCUAUACGCUGCUUUUGGAAGCGAGGGAUGGAGGAGGUUUGGUGGCACACUGUGAAGUGGAAGUGGAGGUGCUGGAUGUGAAUGACAACGCGCCCGAGAUCACGAUUCUGUCCCUCUCGAGCCCAGUGCCCGAGGACGCGCCUGCCGGCACUGUGGUUGCUCUCCUAAACGUAAAUGACCCGGACUCCGGCGAGAACGGUCAGGUGUCGUGCGAGCUGUCGGGCGAGGCGCCGCUGUCGAUCGUGGCGUCGCCGGGCGGCUCGUACAAGGUGGUGACGGCGAGCGCGCUGGACCGCGAGCAGGCGUCCGAGCACCGCGAGCUGGGCAGAGGCUCGCUCGUGGGGCCGCUGGCGCGGGACCUGGGGCUCAGCGCGGACGAGCUGCCGGCGCGCAAGCUGCAGGUGGCGUCUGCCGGCAAGAAGCAGCUGAAAUACUUCACGGUGAAUGAGGAGAACGGGAACCUGUACGUGAACGAGAGGCUGGACCGCGAGGAGAUGUGCGGCGAGUCGACGAGCUGCUCUGUCAUCUUCGAGGUGCUGGUGCACAGCCCGUUGAACAUUUUCCCCGUCGAGGUGGCCAUUGAGGAUGUGAAUGACAACUCCCCGGCCUUCAGCAAAGCUGCUCUGGAACUGGAGAUAGGUGAAUGGACGAUUCCCGGGGCUCGAUUUCCGCUGGAGGAGGCCCGAGAUAUGGACGUAGGCAGCAACUCCCUUCUGACUUACCAGCUCACCAGCAACCCGUCCUUCACUUUGGCCAUGAAGGAGAUUCGCGGUGGAAAAAAGCAGCCGGAAUUAGUCCUAGAGAGAGCGUUGGACCGGGAGAAGCAGAGCUCCUUUGAGCUAGUGCUGAUGGCAGUGGAUGGCGGGGACCCCGCGAGGUCCGGGACUGUCCAGGUUCUCAUCAACGUCACAGACGCCAACGACAACCCACCCGUGUUCAGCAAAAGCGUCUACGAGGUGAGUGUGGCGGAGAAUCUGCCGGCGGGGUCUUUGGUGCUGCAGGUGCAGGCGACGGAUGCUGAUGCGGGCGCUAACGGGAGGGUCUCCUACUCCUUCGGCAACGUCCCGGAAAGCAUCCGCAAAUUGUACACUAUUAACAGUGUGACGGGCGAGGUCAGAACGACGGGUCCCCUCGAUUUCGAAGGGCAGAGUAAAUACGACUUCCGACUAGAGGCGAGAGAUGGCGGUGGGCUCACUAGUCACUGCGAAGUGCAGAUCGACAUCAUGGACGAGAACGACAACGCGCCCGAGAUCACCAUUCUGUCGUUGUCAAGCCCCGUGCCCGAGGACGCGCCGGUCGGAACUGUGGUGGCCUUGCUGAAAGUGAACGACCCGGACUCGGGCGAGAACGGUCAGGUGUCGUGCGAGCUGUCGGGCGAGGCGCCGCUGUCGAUCGUGGCGUCGCCGGGCGGCUCGUACAAGGUGGUGACGGCGAGCGCUCUGGACCGCGAGCAGGCGUCCGAGCACCGCGUGACGGUGGUGGCCCGGGACCGGGGCAGGCCGGCGCUGUCGAGCAGCAGCGUGCGGCUGUCUGUUCUUGGGCUUCCUUUCUCUUUUGGUGCUGUUCGGACCGGACUCUAUUUCAAUGAAUUCUUUUAA
Sturnus vulgaris (Common starling) is the source of this 2418-nucleotide messenger RNA. NCBI's taxonomy places the organism in Eukaryota, Metazoa, Chordata, Aves, Passeriformes, Sturnidae. The record is from RefSeq and is a predicted model, not a curated record.